Molecule: messenger RNA, 507 nt
Organism: Ziziphus jujuba (common jujube)
Lineage: Eukaryota; Viridiplantae; Streptophyta; Magnoliopsida; Rosales; Rhamnaceae
Exons: 3
Coding region: 146-493 (115 amino acids)
Source: RefSeq, a predicted model, not a curated record
GCGGUUUCCACUUAAACCCUUUUUGGGGGUUUUUGUUUGGUCUGAACAAGUUAGCAAGUUUGGUUCUGGAUGUUUAUCUGAGACCGAGCGAGCUCCUCAAAACCCACUGUGGUGUGGGGAAGGAAGAGGGAAACAAGAAUCAUCAAUGGCGUGCCUACUCUCACUCGGUUUUUAUGUUCCUCCCUCUGCUCCACAACAUACCUUCUUUAAGGAGACAUAUCCUAUGAAAUCGGUUCUGGGUGGCCUUUCAAACCAACCAAUUCACAGAACAGCCACAAAGCUUUCUAUCUCCUGCACCAUACAUAGGGCCAUAUCAUCCUUGAACCAGAGUUAUUGGCAGCUUUCGACACCCUCAAGAAGUCAUUGUGAAAUUGUAUGCUGUCAUAUGAAUGUAGAUCCUUGUACCCACAUGAUCAUUGCUGGUUAUUGGGUGGGACCUGAUAUUGACGAUGGAUGGGGAUACGUUGAAGCUUUUAUCAAUCCAAUUACUUGAUUCUUUUUGGGUGA